AUGCUGCUGCUGGCUCGGGCAUCCAAAGCUUGGCACAGGCUUUUUCAGCUCAAGCCUCUGGCCCUCCCUGGGACCCCAGGAGGCAAGGCCCAGCAUGUGAGAUACCAGCUCUUCUCAACGCCAAGCCCUGCAGAGACCGGCAGGCAGGGCCAGCCCCAGGGUCCUGGCCUGCGAACCAGGUUGCUCGUCACAGCCUUGAUUGGGGCUGGACUGGGUGGGGCCUGGCUGGCCGUGAGGGCCGAGAAGGAGCGGUGGCAGCAGCAACAGCGGACAGAAGCCCUGCGGCAGGCUGCUGUGGGCCAGGGCGACUUCAGCCUACUGGACCACCGGGGCCAAGUGCGCUGCAAAGCUGACUUCCGGGGCCAGUGGGUGCUGCUGUACUUCGGCUUCACUCACUGCCCUGACAUCUGCCCCGACGAGCUGGAGAAGCUGGUGCAGGUGGUGCGGCAGCUGGAGGCGGAGCCCGGCCUGCCCCCCGUGCAGCCCCUCUUCAUCACCGUGGACCCCGAGCGGGACACCGUGGCUGCCAUGGCCCGCUACGUGCAGGACUUCCACCCAAGGCUGCUGGGCCUGACUGGCUCUGCCGAGCAGAUCGCCCAGGUGAGCCGCAGCUACCGCGUGUACUACAGUGCCGGCCCCAGGGACGGAGACCAGGACUACAUCGUGGACCACUCCGUCGCCAUCUACCUGCUCAGCCCUGACGGCCUCUUCACGGACUACUACAGCAGGGCCAGGUCGGCCGAGCAGAUCUCGGACAGCGUGCGGCGCCACAUGGCUGCCUUCCGCAGCGUCCUGUGCUAA
This is a messenger RNA of Rangifer tarandus platyrhynchus (Svalbard reindeer), 801 nucleotides long. The record is from the annotation of a GenBank genome assembly. NCBI's taxonomy places the organism in Eukaryota, Metazoa, Chordata, Mammalia, Artiodactyla, Cervidae.